AUGAGACUGUUGGAUCGUUGGUCAUAAAGUCUGAGCUGCUGUCCAUCGAAAUCGACGAAAAAGAUGCAUAUUUCACUGCUGCCGGUUCCAAUGGAAAAAGUAUGAACGUGGAAGAUAUUGUUAUUGAACCAGAGUUUUUUUCCCCGCAAGACAACCUACCAGAGCAGAAUGCCGAUAAAGUCCCAUUGAAAUCGAGGAUCAAACAAAACGAGCAGGAAGAGUGUUGUUCUAGCGAAUUGGAAACUUCUUUCAGAUCCGAAAUAGUGAUUUGCAAACGCAUGGCACCAAAACUGGAUCAUUUGUUUUCCAAGAACGACACGUCGGGAAAAUCGAUAAGUAAUAAUCCGGAUAGAACGCUUGAAAGACAACUCAUAAGGCAAGCCGGCGAAACACAGGAUGUGGAGAUCACAUGCGAAAGAAAAGCGAUAAAGAGAAGUCCGAGCUCGUGCAGUUCUGAAAGGCUCGAUUGCGAAACUUUGAACCAGCACGGAUCGACUGUUACAGAACCAGAAUUUGUAUGCCUGGAUGAUAGUGUUCCCCAAGAAAUACCGACGUUAUCGAAAAUAACUCUAAGAGAAAGCAAGAGUAACAAACGGCCUGCAGUUUGUUCAUCGACGGAUAAUCCACGGCUCGGCACGAAGAAAGCUAUAAGCGGUGUUUGUCACAUUUGUGGCCUGUUUCGAAAAAAUCUUUCCGUGCACAUGAGCAAGCAUACUGGGGAGCGAAAAUUCAAAUGUCCACACUGCCCGGCAGCGUUCACGGAUUCUGGUAAUUGCAAACAGCACAUCAACAUACACACGAGAGAGAAAAUAUACAAAUGUGACCUGUGUGACAAAGAGUACACAUCGCUGAAUGUGCUGCGAAAUCAUAAGGAUAGCCAUUCCGAAACGAAGAAACAUGUCUGCAAAACAUGCGGCAAUGCGUACCAGUACCGGCCGGCACUCAAGCGUCACAUGAAAACUCACACUGAAGAGCCAAAAAUCAAAUGCCCCGAGUGCGAGAUGCGGUUUUAUUACAAAGGCCGAAUGCUGCUGCAUUUACGGAAACAUUAUGAACCUGAGUUUGCUUGUGAGAUUUGUGGUAAGCGCUACACUACCAAAAGUGCCUUACACAAUCACACAAAAAUUAAGCAUAGCCAGAAAUAGAAACCUUGGCCGCAAAAUGAACACGUUAAUCCUCAAAGAUCCACGGCUGUAGCUGUAGAUCCUCUAGAUCCUGUAGCUGUACCCAAUUAUGUAAGACAAGUUAGAGCUCUCAAGGAAAAUUCAGAAACAAAACUUUGUAAACUGGAAGCUCAAACUACUCGUAUUCGAAUAAAUUUUAGGCAAUAAGAAGCAUUUUCACUACACAAACCGAUCACAUCUGAGUAGUAUAGCAUCAAUCCGUGCACCGGAUUAUUGAAUAAUUUAAACUCCGUGGAAGU
Messenger RNA from Anopheles cruzii, 1423 nucleotides. RefSeq names its product zinc finger protein 672-like. The record is from RefSeq and is a predicted model, not a curated record. Bases 102 to 1145 code for a protein of 347 amino acids. The transcript has 2 exons. Gene Ontology annotation, biological process: regulation of transcription by RNA polymerase II. Lineage: Eukaryota; Metazoa; Arthropoda; Insecta; Diptera; Culicidae. Gene Ontology annotation, molecular function: RNA polymerase II cis-regulatory region sequence-specific DNA binding; DNA-binding transcription factor activity.